UGUAUGAUUCUCCUAGUAGUAGCCGCUACCGGCCUCAUCAGCGUACCCCUGCUGCUGCGAGACAUGGCACGCGGCUCCGCCCAGCACCGGCUCCAGAUCGCCAGGAAGAUACUCGCCCAAGUGCCUCUGAUCGACGGACACAACGAUUUUCCGUGGAACGCGCGACGGUUCGUGUACAACAAGCUGCAGAGCGUGAACCUGACGUCCGACCUGCGGCACGUCAGGCCGUGGAACGAGAGCGUCUGGUCGCACACGGAUCUAUUCCGGCUCCGAGAGGGCAUGGUCGGCGGUCAGUUCUGGAGUAUAUACGUGCCGUGCGGCGCGCAGUACCUGGACGCCGUGCAGAUUGCCCUAGAGCAGAUCGACACUGUACGGCGAAUGGUGCAGCGGUACCCUUCUCACACCGCGCUGGCUACAUCUGCAGACGAGAUUCUGGAGAUCCACAAAGGAGGCCGAAUGGCCAGUCUGCUCGGUGUUGAGGGAGGUCACGCCAUCGCCAGCAGUUUGUCUGUUCUGAGGAGUUUUCACGACCUGGGAGCCCGUUACCUGACCCUCACACACACCUGCAGUACACCAUGGUCGGAGUACUCGGAGGUUCCAUCUCUGCAACAGCGAGGUCUCACAGAGUUUGGUGAGAGCGUUGUGCGGGAGAUGAACCGUCUGGGUAUGGUGGUCGACCUCAGUCACACCAGCACACAAACAAUGCGAGAUGUGCUGGCGGUGUCGCGAGCGCCCGUCAUGUUUUCUCAUUCGUCUGCGCAUGCGCUCUGCAAUAUCUCAAGAAACGUACCGGACGCCAUCUUGAAACAGCUGGCGCUGCACGGCGGUAUUGUGAUGGUCAGCUUUUAUAAUCGUUUUCUAACUUGUGGGAAGAAUGCAACUAUACAUGAUGUUAUAGCUCACAUAGAGCACAUUCGUCGGGUGGCCGGGGUGGACCACAUUGGUCUCGGGGCCGGCUACGACGGUAUUGACCUGGUGCCCGAGGGGCUCGAGGAUCCGUCCAAAUAUCCUUACCUGGUGGCCGAGCUGCUCGGUCGGCCAGGCUGGUCAGAGGCCGACGUCAGAAAGGUGGUCGGCCUCAACUUUCUGCGUGUGCUCAGGAAGGUCGAACAGACCCGUGAUCAUCUUUCAGCAAAGAAGCCUAUAUCGUUAGAACCGCUGCCAGAUAUAGACGAGGACUAUAUCAACAAUAAUUGUACCUAUGAUUUACGAGAGAAUUAAAAUACGGAAAUUG
Amphibalanus amphitrite is the source of this 1234-nucleotide messenger RNA. Its product is annotated as dipeptidase 1-like. Gene Ontology annotation, biological process: proteolysis. NCBI's taxonomy places the organism in Eukaryota, Metazoa, Arthropoda, Thecostraca, Balanomorpha, Balanidae. Gene Ontology annotation, molecular function: metallodipeptidase activity. The transcript has 10 exons. The record is from RefSeq and is a predicted model, not a curated record. The coding region runs from base 4 to 1221 and encodes 405 amino acids.